Messenger RNA from Conger conger (European conger), 1528 nucleotides. It is a transcript of the gene st8sia2, whose product is annotated as ST8 alpha-N-acetyl-neuraminide alpha-2,8-sialyltransferase 2. Gene Ontology annotation, biological process: oligosaccharide metabolic process; N-glycan processing. Gene Ontology annotation, molecular function: alpha-N-acetylneuraminate alpha-2,8-sialyltransferase activity. NCBI's taxonomy places the organism in Eukaryota, Metazoa, Chordata, Actinopteri, Anguilliformes, Congridae. The transcript has 7 exons. The record is from RefSeq and is a predicted model, not a curated record. Bases 389 to 1528 code for a protein of 379 amino acids.
CACACACACACACAUUGUAAGCUACUGGAUUCGUUUCGUUUGCGCCUGGUAAGCGCACUGUACCUUUAAAAUUUAAGUAGCUGCGAUUCCUUAUAGCUAUAUCUUAAAAUCCCAGUGUGUUCCCUUGUAGUUGCACUGAAAGUUUGAGUGGACCAGCAGUGUAAAUUAAACGUUGUAGUCCAGGGGGGAAUCGAGGGGGAGGCGAGACAGAGUUGGCUAGCUACAGCAGACAGUAGAAACAGAAGAGGACGUCAGGCUGGGAAGCGUUUCCCAGUAACUCACUGCGUUUUCACCGAAAUGGACAUGCUACAUUCGCUUAAUAUAUCUCGAUCAGCUAAACAAACGAUUUUCAUAUAGUAUCUAUUAAAAAGAAAAACGCACUCAAGUCAUGUCGUUUGAAUUUCGAUCAUUGAUGUUCGGGAUUGUGAUCUUACUAGUGAUAUUCUUAAUAAUUGCUGACAUUUCUGAAGUGGAAGAAGAAAUUGGAAAACAUGGAGGUACAAGGAAGUUCUACCCGCAAAACCUCCUGCACAAGUCAAAAAGGCCGGCCUCAUCGCUGCAACCUCCUCUGUCAAACCAGCUCAGUCCAGAGAAGAUUGACACCAGCAAGCCUGCCAUCGGAGGUGUCGGUACGGCGGUGAACCCCACUCCGAAAACUGAAUGGAGCUUCAACAGGACCCUCUCAAACUCGAUCAGGAAGAACAUCCUGAAGUUCCUGGACGCCGAGAGGGACAUCUCCAUCCUGAAGGGCACGCUGAAGCCGGGGGACGUCAUCCACUACAUCUUCGACCGGCAGAGCACGGUGAACGUGUCGGAGAGCCUGUACCGGCUGCUGCCGGCCGUGUCGCCCAUGAAGGACCGCCACUUCCAGCGCUGCGCCAUCGUGGGGAACUCCGGCAUCCUCCUCAACAGCAGCUGCGGCCGCCAGAUCGACGGCCACGACUUCGUCAUCAGGUGUAACCUGGCACCGGUGGAGGAGUUUGCGGGGGACGUGGGCCGGCGCACCAGCCUGGUGACGAUGAACCCGUCGGUGGUGCAGCGGGCGUUCCAGGACCUGUCGAGCGCGGCGUGGAGGGAGCGCUUCCUGCAGCGGCUGAGGGCCCUGCAGGGCGGCGUGCUGUGGAUCCCCGCCUUCAUGGCCAAGGGCGGGGAGGAGAGGGUGGCCUGGGCCGUGCGCCUCAUCCUGCAGCACGCACUGCGCGUGCGGACAGCCUUCCCCUCGCUGAGGCUGCUGCACGCCGUGCGGGGCUACUGGCUAACGAACAAGGUCCUAAUCAAGAGGCCGACCACAGGCCUCCUGAUGUACACCAUGGCGACCCGGUUCUGCGAGGAGAUCCACCUGUACGGGUUCUGGCCCUUCCCGCGGGACGCGCGGGGGAACCCCAUCAAGUACCACUACUACGACACGCUGACGUACGAGUACACCUCCCGCAGCAGUCCCCACACCAUGCCCCUUGAGUUCAGCACGCUGAGGGACCUCCACAGCCGGGGGGCGCUGCGGCUUCACACGGGAGCCUGCCACACGUAA